This is a messenger RNA of Didymodactylos carnosus, 2018 nucleotides long. NCBI's taxonomy places the organism in Eukaryota, Metazoa, Rotifera, Eurotatoria, Philodinida, Philodinidae. The record is from the annotation of a GenBank genome assembly.
UCUCUCUCUCUUCACCAACACUAGUAUAAUCUCUCUUCUCUAUAUACUCAUUUUGUUCCAGCAUGUUCAUCUAGAAUCCGGCAUACAAUGGGAUAUCCCGAAUUGCCGAAUAAGUGUUUUUUCUCUGGUAGUUGUGCUUUUAUUUUUAUUUUACCAUUAUUUCGUGAAUAAAAGGAAAACUGUUUAAAAAAAAAAAAAAAAAGCUAAGAAUAGUGGUGACCUUUGAUUUGUUCCUGAAAAAUGUCUUGUGGACAUAAUGGUAUUGUAGUCUGAAUUCUGAAUUUUUUGACCGAGAUUUUUGCCGAAAUAUUCAAGUUAUCAAAAGGUACUGAGACACACGUCAACCAAUUCAGUUUUUGCUGCUGAUUCCAAAUAUGGCAUUAGCUUUGCAAAAAAACAACAACAGAAGUUUGACAGUGAAAGCUUCAAAAUACAAAUGCAUUUCCUUGCUUUUUGCUAUCUGUUUCAAAAAACUUAAUUUUCUCAACGACGGAGUAAUAUUUUCCAAAACCGAUCCUUAACUUUUUUUCGUGCUAUUAUAGCGAGUGGAUUGAUAUAAAAAUAUUGGCUUCAUCUUCAAUCUAGAAACACUAUUUUUCAGAUUUAGUUUUUUACGGAGAACAAUAAUAAGAAGCUCCCAAGGUUCCCAAACAUAUUGUGUUCAAGAUUUAUGAUAGUUUUUCAAAAUUAAGCUAUUUUUUAAAAUUUUAAAAUUUUUCGUUUUUUUGCAUUUUCGACAUUAAAAUUUUGAUUCGACAGGUUAAAAUACACAUACUCGGAUUCAGCACAAAAAUAUGCAUCGAAUGAUGUAUAGAAAAAGAAAAAAGAAAAAGCGUGAAAGUUUUGAAUUUUCUUAACCUUACAAAGUUUAUUAAAGAAAUUUAAAAGCCGAAUAAUUUAGCCUAUGCGUUCAUAUGAGGGACGAAUUAAGAUAUCAAUUAGGGACGAAUAGAGAGGACACCGGUUGAAUAUAAGCGAUAACUCUCAACCAAAAUUAGGCAUAUUUUCUGUACGUUGUUCGGUAAUUUGAGCCAAAUGGAUAGUGUCUAUCUGAAGUUAUAUAGAACUCUGGACUCGUUCUUUCACUCAAAUUUUGUGGCGCUUUUUUACUCAAAGAUUGUUAAUUCAGUGUGCGAAGUUCGCGAGUGAGUCAAAAGCUCUAAAGUAAUGUCCAAUGUUGUUAUUGUGCAAAAAGACAAAGAACAGAAAGGAAAGAAAGUGUUUAUUGCUGUCAGCGUGCAAGAAACACACAGAGCAACAUGUUUUCAGUCAAUCAAGAAGAGCCAAGGUGAUGUGACGAUUCGGUGUGCACCCGACACAUUUAAUUUUUCUGAGCGCGUGAGACACUACGUGAAACAAAUAUAAGGCUAGUAUUUUAUAAUAUAAAGUUAAAUAUUUUUUCUUCUUCAAUGGUACAAUGAGUAUAUACAAUUUUUUAUUCUCAUCUCUUUUAGAUGGUAUUUGUUAUUGGUCUUGGUGGUGUAACGGGUAGUGGUAAAACAACAAUGUGUCGUGAAUUAUCAAAAUAUCUAUCAACUAAAUAUAACAAUGUUCAAGUUAUUGAUUUGGAUUCCUAUUCUCGCGAUGUAGAUGAUCCAAAACAUAUCCACUUACAAGAAUUUAAUCAUCAAGAUUGGGAGUCAUUAACCUCAUUACAUAUUGGUCGUUUUAUAUCUGAUAUAAAAUCAAGUAUAAAUAACAGCAGCGAUUCUAUAAUGAUAAUUGAAGGUUUUCUGAUCUAUAAUAUUGACGAAUUAAAGUCGAUUUUUAAUUUACCCUAUUAUUUUACAUUAAAUUUUGAUGAAUGUCGUAAACGACGCUUCCAACGGAUCUAUGUUCCACCUGAUCCACCAGAUUAUUUUGAUAAACAUGUAUGGCCAUCAUAUUUAAUUGCUAAAAAGCAAGCACUUAAUCAAAUCGAAAAUUUAAUCGAAAUUGAUUCAACACAACCUUUUGAUGAUAUUUAUCGUAGAAUUAUAAACGAUAUUAAUCAAGAAAUCGCGCGCGUGAAUAAAUAA